This is a messenger RNA of Solanum lycopersicum (tomato), 2300 nucleotides long. RefSeq names its product putative DUF21 domain-containing protein At3g13070, chloroplastic. Gene Ontology annotation, molecular function: flavin adenine dinucleotide binding. NCBI's taxonomy places the organism in Eukaryota, Viridiplantae, Streptophyta, Magnoliopsida, Solanales, Solanaceae. The record is from RefSeq and is a predicted model, not a curated record.
UGUAUUCAAAGAAGAGGAGCUUAAAAGAAAAAGGUGAAAAAACUGAGGCAGGUGAAGGCUUAAACGCAAUGAGCUCUGCCAUCUGCUCAAUUUCAUCUCUACAAAAUCUUCAAUUCUUCAAAAACCCAAAAAUCUUUUUGCUUUGUUUUGGUAUUUGAGCUGUUUAAUUUUGCUAAAUUUCCAUGGAUGCUGCAGUUUUUAAUCCAUCUUCAUUCAUUACUACUUGUAAUAAACGUUCGUAUCCAGGCGUGUAUACUCGUCAAUUAGGAAAACCCAUUAAGCUAUCUGCUAAUAACCUUCGUUACUCAUGUGGGGUUGCGUCAAAUUUUGUUCUUCCUUACAAUUCGAGGUGUAAUUUUAGGAAUGGGAUUUGUUUAUCUGUUAAAGGGGGUAAAGGGGAGUUUCAGAAUGCUGAAGAUUCAUGCUUGAAAAUACCAUUUAUGCAUUUCCUGCUGAAAAAAGGGGUGAUUUUGGUAGGGGUGAUAUGUGGGUUUUUUUUAAUUGGGUGCAGAAGGGUGUUUGCUGUUGAAGGGGUUUUGAAUGGAGGAUAUGGUGUUUUAGAGCAGGGUUUGGUUUUGUUGAGGAGUUAUUGGCCUACGGUAUUGUUGGUUCUCAGGAUGUUUAAAGAACAAGGUUUGAUUCUUGCGGCGCUUCUUAGUCUUUCUGCAUUUUUUUCGAUGGCUGAGACAUCAAUAACUACGCUUUGGCCGUGGAAGGUGCGAGAGUUAGCUGAAAAAGAAUCUGACAAUGAAGGAGUCUUCAAAAUGUUGAGAAGUGAUGUUACUCGAUUCCUUACAACUAUACUCAUUGGAACAACCGUUGUCAAUAUUGCAGCUACAGCAUUAGUUACUGAGGCUGCAACUGCGGCAUUUGGUGAAGCUGGUGUGAGUGCAGCAACUGGAGUUAUGACGGUUGCGAUCCUGCUCUUAACGGAAAUUACUCCAAAAAGUAUUGCUGUUCACAAUGCCACAGAAGUUGCUAGGUUUGUGGUUAGGCCAGUUGCAUGGCUUUCCUUGAUACUAUAUCCAGUUGGAAGAGUUGUGACAUAUCUAUCAAUGGGAAUGCUAAAACUCCUCGGCUUGAAAGGAAGAAGUGAACCAUAUGUCACUGAGGAUGAAUUGAAGUUGAUGCUGCGUGGGGCGGAGUUAAGUGGCGCAAUUGAGGAGGAAGAGCAGGAUAUGAUUGAAAAUGUGUUGGAGAUUAAAGACACUCAUGUCAGGGAGGUAAUGACACCUCUUGUUGAUGUUGUUGCAAUCGAUGCCAGUGCAACGUUAGUUGAUUUCCAUAGUUUGUGGGUGACACAUCAGUACUCCAGGGUGCCCGUUUUUGAGCAACGUAUAGAUAAUAUUGUUGGCAUUGCAUAUGCCAUGGAUCUCCUAGAUUAUGUACAAAAGGGAGAACUGCUGGAAAGUUCUAUUGUGGGAGACAUUGCACAUAAACCUGCAUACUUUGUUCCCGAUUCUAUGUCAGUGUGGAACCUUCUUAGAGAGUUCCGCAUCAGAAAGGUACACAUGGCUGUUGUUCUUAAUGAAUAUGGAGGAACCAUUGGAAUUGUAACCCUUGAAGAUGUGGUCGAGGAAAUUGUUGGCGAAAUCUUUGACGAAAAUGAUUCAAAAGAGGAAAUCCAGAAAAAAACUGGCUAUAUUGUCAUGCGGGCUGAGGGAAUAUACGAUGUUGAUGCAAAUACCUCCAUUGACCAGCUCUCUGAAGAUCUCAAUAUUAAAAUGCCAGAGGACCAUCAAUAUGAGACAGUCUCUGGUUUUGUCUGCGAAGCAUUUGGAUAUAUCCCAAGGACAGGUGAGACGAUUAAGCUUAUACUGGAAAGGGGAAAUGAAGACGAGAACAACAAUUACAAUGACACAGAAUCUGAUCGAUCAGACCACAAUGAGAAGAACCAAACGUUUAAGCUUGAGAUAUUAGCAGGGAAUGCCAGAAAGGUUAGUGCUGUUCGAUUUGAACGGAUCAAUGACGAUGUAGAAGUAGAGUCAAGUGAGGUAACACGUCUCGUUCCAAAAAUCAUGACUCGGAAGAGGAAGAGUAACGGAGGCUCAGAUAGAAGCAACCACGACGAGAUCUCUUUCAUGGAGAGGAGAGAUGAGGAUGACAAUUCCAACAAUUUUGUUAUGGCUGAACGCGAGGACAACAACCUCGAUGUUGCAAAUAAACAAUAGUUGCAUGAAUCAUUUACAUUUUUUUGUUACUUAAAUUUGAAUGUAAAUCACGCGUCUUUAAGUCUUUUGAUAGUGUUCGAUUUCCAAAAAUGAAAUGAAAAUGUUACUUAUGAAACUUAUUUUUUUUUA